Cetraspora pellucida is the source of this 135-nucleotide messenger RNA. Lineage: Eukaryota; Fungi; Glomeromycota; Glomeromycetes; Diversisporales; Gigasporaceae. The record is from the annotation of a GenBank genome assembly.
AUGAAUGUAAUUGUAGUAGAUGCUGAUAGAUUAAGAGAACUUGAAUAUUGUAGUAGAAGUUCUGAUGCUAUUAUCUUUUUAAGUAGCAAGAACCAAGAUGCUAAUAUUUAUAAUGAAAAAACUAUUACUGCUUAG